Messenger RNA from Coffea arabica (coffee), 897 nucleotides. RefSeq names its product NAC domain-containing protein 41-like. Gene Ontology annotation, molecular function: DNA binding. Gene Ontology annotation, biological process: regulation of DNA-templated transcription. NCBI's taxonomy places the organism in Eukaryota, Viridiplantae, Streptophyta, Magnoliopsida, Gentianales, Rubiaceae. The record is from RefSeq and is a predicted model, not a curated record.
AGAGCAUGCAUGGCCUGCAGGAGUGUGAAAAUUGCAAGUAGAAGAAAGAACUUCCUCUGGGAAUGAGGUUUAGACCCACGGAUGAAGAACUCAUUCGUGAUUAUCUGAGGCUUAGAUUUUGGGACCUGCCUAUUACUCCUGCAGGCAUCAUCAAUGAUGAAAACGUUUAUAAUUAUCCUCCAGACUUAUUGCGAAAAAGAUGGUGUGGACAUGAUGAUAGGCGCAUGUACUUCUUCACAAAUCUGGAGAUGAAAGAUAAGAGCAUCAUAAAUGCGAGACAUUCCGUAGGAGAGGUGGGAUAUUGGAAGGCAACACAGGCGCAAGCCAAAAUUACCAAAAACCAUCCGACGCUUGGAACCAAAACCCCUCUUAGCUACUACAAAUUUGUGCUUGAUAAGAAUGGUAAAAAGGUGGGCAGAAAACAGAAUUGGCUCAUGCAAGAAUAUACACUUCCAGAUAAUCGGUCACUAGAUGGAGAAUUGGUGCUUUGUGUGGUUUAUUCUCAUGAGAAAGGAAAGAAAAAAUUACCUUCUUAAUUGAGAAUAUAAUGAAUACCAGAAUUCUGGAAGGUGGAGGGUUUGGCUUUGGCAUGAGCAAUGCCCCAAGAAGAAGAACACAAAUGGCUCAAUGACUCCAAAAACUGUGGAAUAUUGAAAUCCGUUGCCAAAAGCAUUUUCCUUGUUGUCGUUGCUGCUGUUUUGUGUGUGUGUGUGUGUGUGUGUUCUUUUCUUUUUUUUUUCCUUUCUCUUUUUGGGUUUCCUGUGCCUCAGAUGUUCUUUGUCUUCUUAAUUAGGGAGGAAUAAUAUGUUUCUCAUCGGACAUUGUUGUUAUUAGGUUAAUUUGUUCAAAACUUAUUGAUGACUUGUAUAGUUUUUGUCAAUAGAUGACUUUCAUUUA